Messenger RNA from Opisthorchis viverrini, 1678 nucleotides. RefSeq lists its product as hypothetical. Gene Ontology annotation, molecular function: ADP binding; ATP binding; proton-transporting ATP synthase activity, rotational mechanism. The record is from RefSeq and is a predicted model, not a curated record. The transcript is spliced from 6 exons. Gene Ontology annotation, biological process: proton transmembrane transport; proton motive force-driven ATP synthesis. The coding region runs from base 35 to 1678 and encodes 547 amino acids. NCBI's taxonomy places the organism in Eukaryota, Metazoa, Platyhelminthes, Trematoda, Opisthorchiida, Opisthorchiidae.
ACGUUGUUGGUUUCGUUCUUCUGCCCGGCUCGCUAUGCUGUCAUCUAGAACGGCAUUUGUCGCCGUCAGACAACUUCCAAAAUGCCAGAAACUUGCAGCAUGUUUAGUCAAGAAUAUGCCAAGGUUGUUGAGUACCAGCUCACAGCUUCGGGCAGGGACUCCAGAGUUCUCCAGCAUUCUGGAAGAACGGAUUUUGGGCCAGACAGUGCAGACGAACCUCGAGGAGACUGGGCGCGUUCUCAGUAUUGGUGAUGGUAUCGCUCGUGUUUAUGGUCUGAAGAAUAUCCAAGCGGAAGAGAUGGUAGAAUUUUCUUCUGGCCUCAAGGGUAUGGCGCUCAACUUGGAAGCGGAUAAUGUCGGUGUCGUCGUAUUUGGGAAUGACAAACUGAUCAAGGAGGGCGAUGUUGUUAAACGCGCAGGUGCCAUCGUGGAUGUACCCGUCGGUGAAGAGCUUCUGGGACGUGUGGUUGAUGCCCUUGGAACACCUAUUGAUGGACUUGGUGCGAUCAACACAAAAGCGCGCCAGCGUGUUGGUGUCAAGGCACCUGGAAUCAUCCCUCGUAUUUCAGUCCGCGAACCCAUGCAAACUGGCAUCAAAGCCGUUGAUAGCUUGGUACCUAUCGGACGUGGGCAGCGUGAGCUUAUUAUAGGUGAUCGACAGACUGGAAAAACAGCUAUUGCUAUUGAUACCAUUAUCAACCAGAAGCGGUUCAACGAAUCUGCUGACGAGAAGAAAAAACUUUACUGUAUAUAUGUCGCCAUUGGACAGAAAAGGUCAACGGUUGCCCAACUGGUCAAACGCCUGACUGAUGCAGACGCCAUGAAAUAUACAAUAAUCGUCUCGGCAACUGCUUCGGAUGCUGCGCCGCUACAAUAUCUGGCACCUUACUCUGGUUGUGCCAUGGGAGAGUAUUUCCGUGACAAUGGAAAACAUGCACUUAUAAUUUAUGACGAUUUGUCCAAGCAGGCCGUUGCCUAUCGUCAAAUGUCACUGCUGCUGCGACGACCCCCAGGACGAGAGGCAUAUCCUGGGGAUGUGUUUUAUUUGCAUUCACGUUUGCUAGAACGUGCGGCGAAAAUGAAUGAUGCUUACGGUGGUGGUUCCCUGACUGCCCUUCCUGUAAUAGAAACUCAGGCUGGUGAUGUGUCUGCAUAUAUCCCGACGAACGUCAUUUCAAUUACUGAUGGACAAAUUUUCUUGGAGACUGAGCUGUUCCACAAGGGUAUCCGACCAGCUAUCAAUGUUGGACUAUCUGUCAGUCGUGUCGGUUCUGCUGCACAGACUAAAGCCAUGAAACAGGUUGCUGGCAGGAUGAAAUUAGAGUUGGCCCAAUAUCGUGAAGUCGCGGCUUUCGCUCAGUUCGGCUCAGAUCUGGACGCCGCCACCCAGUUGCAGCUGAAUCGUGGUGUUCGUCUGACAGAAUUGCUAAAGCAAGGCCAAUACGUUCCCAUGGCCAUUGAGCAACAAGUUGUGGUCAUUUAUGCAGGCGUUCGCGGGUACCUCGACAAACUCGAUCCUUCAAAGAUCACCCAGUUUGAACAGGAUUUCCUCAAAUUCGUCCUAGCAAACCACCAGGAUCUCCUAAAGACAAUUCGCGAAGAAGGUGAAUUAAAACCAGCAACAGACGAGAAGCUCAAGAAGAUAGUUUUGGAUUUCCUUGCCGGCUAUCAACCGUAA